UGAGCAAGUUCACGAUCAAAAGGCUUAUAGAGCAGAACAAAUAAAGUUGAAACAAGUAAGAAAGGGAAUAAGAAACAAGCUAUCUCACAGCAGCCCGUCUGUUCAGCUAUAAAAACCUUGUACGCGUCGCCGUUCAGUGUCAUUCCUUAAAACUAAUUCAGCAGGAAUAAGUCGCAAAAUCAAAACCACAAUAACCGAAAAUGAAGCAAUUUUUGAAUAUCAAUUCAUCUGUUGUCAAUGGAUGUUCUUCAAAAGGCAAGACCAUCCAUGAGCAAUGCUCUCCAAAGGACAAAAUGGUAGAACAGGUAAAGGACACGCUUCUAGACCAACAUUUGGGAUACCCAGUACAGAAGGUGGUAGACUUAAACGAUCCACCGACGACCUCUAAUAAUGUGAAAAGGGUACGUGCAACAACGGCCAUUCCGCCAUCAAGUAUGGCAGCCAUACAACAAUCAAUGGUUUAUGCAAAUGCUAUUCCUAUCUCGCCACCGUCACUCACACCACCGAACUCACCAUUUGACCAACGCUAUGGAGACUAUACCAUGGACAGGAGGCUGCUCUAUGCUCAACCGCCGUAUGUGCCUGCGUAUCCACCAAAUUACCGACCCACUAGCCAAUAUACAAUACCAAUGAUGAAUAUGUUACACGCCCAACGACAGGUGCUUAUACCAGCACAGCCAGGAAUUGCCCAGCCGGGUUUCAUGCUACCUUACACCGCACUCCCAACGAAUUCAACAGCAGGUCAAUACUAUCAUACAAACGUCGCGCAGCCUUGGUCAAACGUAACCACAUCAGCACCUCCAUCACCGACAAGGGCACAUCAGCCUAAAGAGUGUGCAGGGAUGCCAAGAUCCAAGAGUUUCCCGGAUAGCACCACAAUGAACGCGCUGGUAACCCAAGCAAAUAAGGUUAACAAAACAUUCUAUCCAGAAGUUCAAGUUGUCUCAACAACACCUCAAUACUACAAUGAACCCAAAAAUCAAGCCAAGGUCACCGAAAAUCCUCGACCGCAACAAGCUGUCCAGCCAACUAUCUUUACCAAGCCUUCUUCACCAGCACCCACCGCGACAAAACCAUUGUUGCCAGAGGCGACGCCGUCCUCCGGCAACUCUACUAAGCGCAAAUCUAUCGAAUAUCUAGCCGAAAAGUUAACAGCAUCUGAAAAGAAAAUUAAAAUGAUGUCUUCCGCAUUUAAGUUAGAACAUAUAUUAAAGUAUCGGCCGAAUAUGGUACGCCAUCGCCCGAAGAAGGAAGAAUCGGCGGAGCAGCGACUUGCCCGUGAACGAAACACUAUCGCUUGUCGAAAAUAUAGACGCAUGCGAAGAAUUGCUAAAAUUUUGGAACAGGAAAUGGGUGAAGCAGAAUCAGUAAAUCAUAUCAUGGACGUUUUAUAAAGAAAAACCACAAUUUUGUAUAUUGUAAUAAAUACGUAUAUAUUUAUAAAGUUGACCUUUAUAUGUAUGCUGAUAUUAUGUGUAAAUAUUUUAUUGUUAUGUAUUUUUAAGUGACGCGAAAAUAAUGAAAGCCAUUAUUUGUUUAAGAGAAAUUUA
Bactrocera tryoni is the source of this 1550-nucleotide messenger RNA. RefSeq names its product SR-related and CTD-associated factor 4-like. Bases 201 to 1394 code for a protein of 397 amino acids. The record is from RefSeq and is a predicted model, not a curated record. The transcript is spliced from 3 exons. Lineage: Eukaryota; Metazoa; Arthropoda; Insecta; Diptera; Tephritidae.